ACGGCGCUCACCGGUCACAAGUCAACAUCGGAUCUGAUCAUGUCGUGUCGAGGAAGCUCGGUCAGAUCACUUGAUCACACGCCCACCGCCACCAACUCGCCGAGUGCAUUUGAUCUGGACGGUCUGAAUGGGGCUGGCCCGGUUUGCUGUAGAUGCUGCCGCGGACGCCCAGACACUUCAGAGUCUUCAGCCUCUACACGCCUCAAAGGCACUUGGAAUUUAUGCUGGGCGUCCAUCAGAGUUCUGCAAAUCGGCAAGUACAGGCGUGGACAGACGCUUUCUGGGCCUGCUCAGAACCAUCCUGACUUGAACGGUUAG
This is a messenger RNA of Protopolystoma xenopodis, 318 nucleotides long. Lineage: Eukaryota; Metazoa; Platyhelminthes; Monogenea; Polystomatidea; Polystomatidae. The record is from the annotation of a GenBank genome assembly.